Messenger RNA from Drosophila albomicans, 570 nucleotides. RefSeq names its product general odorant-binding protein 57b-like. The transcript has 2 exons. The coding region runs from base 10 to 561 and encodes 183 amino acids. The record is from RefSeq and is a predicted model, not a curated record. Gene Ontology annotation, molecular function: odorant binding. Lineage: Eukaryota; Metazoa; Arthropoda; Insecta; Diptera; Drosophilidae.
UCUAAGAAAAUGAGUAAACAACAGACAAGUCUCUAUUCAGUGCUGCUGCUUUGCGGGUUUCUAGCUUUGGUUGAGUGUCGGCAUCCUUUCGAUUUCUUUGAAGAGAGCUUUGAAGAUUUUGAGCACUGUCUUCAAAGCAAUAACAUCACCCAUGCUGAGUACGAAGCAUUUGAAUCGUUCGGCAACAAGGAAAACUUGCUUAAAGGUAAAGUCGAGGCGAAAUUCAAGUGCAACAUUGACUGCCAAUUGCAAAAGCAACCGAUAAAAUGGUUGAAUCAACAGGGUCGAAUGGACCUGAAGCUAAUGAAUGCCACAACUGAGGCUGCUGAAUCCAUCACCAAUUGCAUGAAAGAUGCGCCUAGUGAGCAGUGCUCCUAUAGCUUCAAGCUGGUUAUAUGCGCCUAUUUGGCAAAUCAUCCCGUGGUUGAUUAUGAAUACAACGAGGAGUCGUUAUUCGAAUUGCCAGCUGAUGACUAUGAGUAUCAGACGGAAGAGACUCAUGAAACUGUUAAUAAUGCCAACAAUAUAUUGAAUGUAUUGCAAAUAAAUAUACCCAAUUAAUUAAAUAAA